Messenger RNA from Brassica oleracea var. oleracea, 1410 nucleotides. RefSeq lists its product as uncharacterized. The coding region runs from base 1 to 1410 and encodes 469 amino acids. The record is from RefSeq and is a predicted model, not a curated record. Lineage: Eukaryota; Viridiplantae; Streptophyta; Magnoliopsida; Brassicales; Brassicaceae. The transcript has a single exon.
AUGGGUCCUGUUCUAACUUGGACAAACCAUCAACCUGAAGCACCCAUUGCUAAGAAGCUUGAUAGACUUUUGGUGAAUAACAUGACCAUAGCUGUCUUUCCUAACGCCUUAGCCUCCUUCCUUCCCCCACUUUUCUCUGACCAUUCACCUUGCAUGUUAGACCUAGCUUGUCCUCUGCCUGUAGCCGGUACCAAACCGUUUAAAUUCCUAAACUACCUCACUAAACACCCAAGCUUUCUCCAUGUGGUAAAAGAGGCAUGGUCUCAGGCCGGAAGCACUUGUCUGACUCAAGCGAACCUGUGUUGGAAGCUCAAAAGCAUCAAGAGUGACUUAAAAAUACUAAAUAGAGAUAAUUACUCCAACAUUCAAGGAAGAGUGAGUGAGAUUAAUUGUUUGCUUCAAACUGUGCAGGUUCAGGCGCUUCAGGCACCAUAUCCUCUACUUUUCCAGGAAGAACGAGACUUGUACCAGAAGUGGCUCUUCUUGAGGGAGAUAGAGGAAUGUUUCUUUAGACAAAAGUCUAAAAUCAACUGGUUGCGAGAGGGUGAUCUAAAUACAACAUUCUUUGACAGGAUCUACCAAACAAGAGCCAGCUAUAAUGCUAUCAGAUCCUUCCUCACGGCCACUGGUGUUAUCAUCUUAGACCCGUUCGAAAUGAGCCUCCAUGCUGUUAAUCAUUUCAAAUCAGUGUUGGGUCCAGAUAGCCUCCAGCCAUACUUUCACUCCCCUACUACUUGGUUCCAAGCGCAGACCACUUUUAGAGUCUCUGAUCAGGAGCCCAGUCAGAUGGUAUCUAUUCCCACAGCGACCGAGAUUCAGAAGACUCUCUUCAGACUGAAUCCUAACAAGGCUUCGGGUCCGGAUGGGCUUACUUCUGGAUUCUUUAAACAGUCAUGGGAGAUUAUUGGGUCAGAGGUUACUCAGUCCAUCACUCAAUUCUUCACAUCAGCUUUCCUUCCCACAUCUGCUAACUCAACCAUUUUGUCCUUGGUUCUCAAGCACCCUGGCGCUUCGAAAAUUACUGACUACAGAUCGAUAUCAUGCUUAAACACCAUCUACAAGGUCAUAUCUCGUCUGUUGGUCCAUCGUCUCAAGCCGAUCCUACCCUCCUUCAUUCUCCCGAGCCAAACGGCCUUUGUUAAAGGUCGCCUUAUUCUGGAAAACUCGGUAUGGGCUGGUGAAUUGGUAAAUGGAUACCAUAAGAAUAAGGAGCCUAAAAGACUCACUAUUAAGGUUGAUAUAGCUAAGGCCUUUGACACCUUGUCUUGGGACUUCUUAUUUAACUGCUUGGAGGGACUCAAUUUGCCUGCACUUUAUAUCAGAUGGUUGAGAGCUUGUAUUUGUACACCUUCAUUCAUGGUUGGCUACAAUGGAACGAUUAAUGGGUUUUCAGGGGAAGGAGAUGUCUGA